Messenger RNA from Oncorhynchus keta (chum salmon), 1541 nucleotides. RefSeq names its product IQ motif containing G (gene drc9). The coding region runs from base 171 to 1286 and encodes 371 amino acids. The record is from RefSeq and is a predicted model, not a curated record. Gene Ontology annotation, molecular function: protein binding. The transcript is spliced from 10 exons. NCBI's taxonomy places the organism in Eukaryota, Metazoa, Chordata, Actinopteri, Salmoniformes, Salmonidae. Gene Ontology annotation, cellular component: sperm flagellum; cytoplasm. Gene Ontology annotation, biological process: sperm axoneme assembly; cilium organization.
AAACAAUAAACAAAUGUUGUGCGUUACCAGGGUGACCGGGGUAAACUACCAAGUGUGCUGUUAGGCUAGCUAAACUAUGCUCGAGUUAAACUACUGGCGUUUUAUUGUCCAUAAAUACAGCUAGUAAACUUCAACACGUUCCGUGAAGACACUGUUCACAGACCACCAGGAUGCCGGUUCCUUUGUCUGGGGUAGAGCUGCUCAGACUGUGUACAGUGCUCCAGGACUGUGCUGCACAGCUGUCAGUGCUGGGUCACAUCAUGCCCGACACCUACAGGGGUCGUCCAGAAGCUGAUAAGUUUGUGUCAGCUGACAUUGGACAGGUCCUUGAACAGCAGAAAGGGGCAGAGCAGAACCUGAAAGCAGCCCGUCAGUUUGAGAGAGAGUCUGGGAGACUGUCAGAUGCUACCCGUGAGCUGCACAGAUCCCAGAAGGAACUGAACCGCACACUAGAGGAGAACCCACUGUCCCCUGACAACCUGGCCAAGGUGCAGAGAGACCGUCAGUUUGUGGCUCACGUGAUUGCGGAUGUGUUGGCAGAGCUGCAAGAGAGAGGGACCUUUCACAGCUUGCUUUUCGCUGUGGGAGAAGAGAAAAGAAGGAAGGCCAACCUCCUGGACAUAAUAAUCAGGGAGGAGGGCGGCCGGCGGAGGACCAAAGCUCUUCAGAGACAGCUGCUUGACAUCCGCAAGGAAAAAACUCUGGAGCUGCAGCGACGCGAGGAGAUGACUGCCCACCUGAAAGACCAACUACAGGAGAUGAAGGCUAAGACUGGCCUGGAGAGGAAGUAUGUGAAGAGCAGCGCGGAGCUGCUGGUGUACCAGGGACAGAAGAUCAACACACACUCUGAGAAGCAGCUGGAGGAUGAGAUCAGGCUACAGCAGGAGAGGUUGGAGGAGGAGAGGAGAGUUCAUAUGGAGAUGGAGACUUUCCUCAAGGAACAUCAGACAAGUCUGGGGGAGAAGCUGGAGGUAUGGAUGGAGCGCUAUGAGAGAGACAUGGAGGACAAGCAGCAGGAGCUUAACAGCCUGAGAAACAACAAAGCUAACAAUCUCUCCCAGCUCCAGGAGCUGGCCAAGAAGUACAGAGACAGUGAGCAGGUGGUCAUCGAGGACAGGAUGGAGAAAGAGGCCCUACGCAGGAAGCUGGAGAAGGAACACAUGGAGCGAGACGCAGCCACCAAGAUCCAGUCGUGGUGGAGGGGAACGUUAGUGCGACGCGGCCUGGGCCCCUAUAAGAAAGGCAAGAAGCCCAAGGAGGGCAAGAAGGGAAAGAAGAAAAAGUGAGGUGUCCCUUCAAGAGCUCCAAAAAGUCUCAAUACAGACAUGUUACUUUUCAUCAAUGUUCAAUCCCUGAUUACAGACAAUCUAAGUCGACACUUGGCCUGUAGGCAAAUAUAUAUUCAAUGAGAAAGGCUUUCCCCCUUUAACAGAGUAAAGUUGGCGUGGUCAUUUUGAAUACUACUACCACCAUUGCAAGGUUCUUACUUAUAUGCAGUCUAACACAAGGGCAAGAAUGGUAAUAAACAAGCGUACUCAUGA